AUGGCGAUGCUGCAGUCUGCGGUGUCCAACAAGCACCAUUUUAUGGACAGCAACUUGCUCUAUCAGUGCAGAAUGAAUUUCCGCCGGCGGCGGCGAUUAAUGGAACUCCUCACUGAAAAAUCUCGCUUGAUGCCAGAAAGCCAUGACAGCCCGUUUUGCCUGCGCAAGCAGAACCACGACAACAGAAAACACACCAGUUUUCUCUCAGUGAGCCCCACCAAGGAGAUAAAGAUUGUGUCGGCAGUACGGAGGAGCAGCAUGAGUAGCUGUGGCAGCAGCGGAUACUUCAGCAGCAGCCCAACGCUCAGCAGCAGUCCCCCUGUGAUCUGCAACCCCAAAUCCGUAUUAAAGAGACCCGUGACUGCUGAUGAGCUCUUGAUGCCUGGAGCCCCAUAUGUAAGAAAAACUUUUACGAUUGUCGGCGACGCAGUGGGCUGGGGCUUUGUGGUGCGGGGGAGCAAGCCCUGCCAUAUCCAGGCCGUGGACCCCAGCGGGCCGGCAGCCGCAGCUGGGAUGAAGGUUUGCCAGUUUGUUGUAUCUGUCAAUGGCCUCAACGUUCUCCACGUGGAUUACAGGACAGUGAGCAACCUCAUCCUGACUGGCCCUCGAACGAUUGUGAUGGAAGUGAUGGAAGAAAUAGAAUCCUGA
Messenger RNA from Leptosomus discolor (cuckoo roller), 648 nucleotides. The record is from RefSeq and is a predicted model, not a curated record. NCBI's taxonomy places the organism in Eukaryota, Metazoa, Chordata, Aves, Leptosomiformes, Leptosomidae.